AUGAAGGAACUUCUCGUGGUGAUUCCGUCAACGGGCCAAAUCGUAGACGUCUUCGUCGAGAGUUUGCGACUUUCGAGGAAGUCAAGGAACUUAUCGACUACCAGCUCCUCUUUCCAUUUCCGCCUCAAGAGCUGCGACGACCAACUUGUACAGUCUGGUGGCAUUUCGAGCGCGGCCUGGGAGAUUCUGGACAACGCCGACAACGUGGUGGAUGCGCGCGCAAUGGUGUGCGACGGAGGCUUAGAGUUUCAAGGCAUGGACGACCACAGACCUGCAUUGUUCAUCUCGUCGCGUUGCUGCCACCGUACCGUGAUCUAUCCAAAGGAGAAGACGUAG
Molecule: messenger RNA, 336 nt
Organism: Phytophthora nicotianae INRA-310
Lineage: Eukaryota; Oomycota; Peronosporomycetes; Peronosporales; Peronosporaceae
Exons: 3
Coding region: 1-336 (111 amino acids)
Source: RefSeq, a predicted model, not a curated record